AUGUCUCAACUUUUCCAGGCCCCUCCUCUACCUCCCACGCCUCAUGGGCGCUAUCGUGUGCUCCCCCCUCCCUUCGCCCAGCCGUGCGUGUCUUUCCGCUCCAAUUUAGAGCGAACAUUGGCGAUAAGUGGUGCCAUUGGUGCGAUGGACAAAGAAAUCUCCGUCAAGCUUCUCGACGCCCAUAAUGAGAAGAGGGAACUUCAUCGACACCGCGAGCAAUUAGAAGUUAUCGAUAACUUGCAUCACCUCGUCACUGCAGGAAAGGUACUCUAUCUUGGCAUUUCUGACACGCCUGCCUGGCUCGUCUCUUAUGUGAACCAGUACGCCAAGGCAAGCAGGAAGACACCAUUCUCCAUCUAUCAAGGCGCAUGGAACAUCAUGCAACGUAGCUUAGAGUGUGACAUAUCUCUAUGUCUCGUUAGUGCGGACUCGCCCUUGCGCAAUGGGGUGGCAGGCUGCGCACAGACAAGGAAGAAGCUGAACGAGAAGCCUCCGGCGAGAACGGACGCAAUUGCGCUUGAGAAAGUCGCGAACAAGGCGGGAGCAAAGCACAUCACCGCCGUUGCAAUAGCGUACGUGAUGCAGAAGACGCCAUAUGUAUUCCCAAUUAUCGGUGGCCGAAAAGUUGAGUAUCUAAUGGCGAAUAUCGGGGCCCUCUCAAUUGCUCUCCGAUGA
Fomitiporia mediterranea MF3/22 is the source of this 675-nucleotide messenger RNA. RefSeq lists its product as uncharacterized. The record is from RefSeq and is a predicted model, not a curated record. Lineage: Eukaryota; Fungi; Basidiomycota; Agaricomycetes; Hymenochaetales; Hymenochaetaceae. The transcript has 3 exons. Bases 1 to 675 code for a protein of 224 amino acids.